AGACAUUUUCGAAGUAAAAUCAAAUUUGUUGGGUUGGAAUUUAUUUCAGUUCAAAUUUAUAUAUGUAGCGCUUUUCACAAUUGUUCAUUGCUACAAUGGAAUAGAAACAAUAAAAAUGACAGAAAAAACAAGAAAUAAAAGCAUGGCAAUUGUAGAAUAUAAUGGCUCAACCCAAAACUUUUGAGUCAACCUGACCUAAAAUCACCAGCAAGCACAAAGAAACACAUUUGUCUCUCUGCUUCAACUAAUACCUCCAAGCCAAUCAACCCAAUAUCUCAAGGUUGUUCUUUAACGUAUGCUGGGUUGUUUUAACCCUUUGCUGGGUUCGAAAUAAACAUUUUCUGGGUUAAUGUAACCCAUCGGCUGGUUUUGCCACAAUGAUAGCCCAGCAUUUUAAGAGUUUAUCAACAGUAGGCUUUGUAAAAUUUGUAUUAAUUUUGUUUAAUGCAUUAACAUUCAUGGUUUUACAUGUGCCAUGCAAUAUGGUGCCACCUGACCUGGGAAUGUGUGAGCAUGCCUUUGUUGUUUUUACCUUUACACAGUAACCACGCCCCUUCCGUAUAAACCUACAUAAAGCUUGCGGUUGCCCCGCCCCUUGUCAGUCUAGCAGUGAGAUGUAUGGCACGAUGGACCGCUGCGUCUGACACCCAAAGAUUCAAGCGAAUGGACUUAUUUUUCAUGCCAUUUACGCACCGAACUCGUUGUUUUACUCGUUGAAAAUGCCUUUCCCACCGAUAAACCUUCACUCACGGAUAUCCUCGCCAAGAAAGGAGCUAUUCAGGAAAAAGAAGAGCAGAGAUAACGUCGCGCCUCCUCAGAGGACGGGAGACGACAGGGAGUCGGAACAGAAUAAACUGGAAUCACCGUGGCCAUCGGCACAUUUAAAACAGCACGGACGACAUAAGUCGACCCGAAUCCCUCCCGAUCCCGAGACGGACAGCAAACAUACGUGGUUGAGCGUUCCCAAACCAGUGGCUACCUCAUGCGAAAGCGUCCCGCGAUCCAGUUCUGGCGAAUCAAGCCAUAAAUAUUCCUCCAGGACGUCUUUAGCGAAAGAAGAAGGCGAACAAGAGAUCCACUUCUCCCUCAGCCUGACGCCCGAAGCCAUCCUGGUCAUCCAGAAGCGCAACCUGGAGAAGCAGAUGAUGGCCAAGCAACAGAAGUGCUGCGCGUCCGCGGACCUGAGACACCGCCGGGUUUUUCCGUCCAGAAGGGCUCAAAGCAGCUCGAAUAAUAAAAGCACCGGGCCUGUUGCCAAACUGGAAGGUGCCAACGAUAUCAGCACCAUUGUGAAGAUCUCUCUCCUCAAUGAUCAGCAUAAAUACGAUGAUGUGGAGUACGAGGAGGAGGAUGGAGACGUGGACGAGACCGUCAUGAGGAAAUGUAAAGAGUGGCUGAAAGGCGUAGAAAGCGCUGCUGCGUUUGGGAAAGUUGAUAAAUUGUCGUCGUUGCCUCAUCUGAAAAGUUGAUAACCUUCUGGAGUGCUUCUUUCUUCAAGGUCCACUGUGAAGACUUCAGUCCAGAUGUUAUAUCUCAACACAAAGUCACCUUUAAAAAACAAUGACCUCCAAUGCGGCGUUCGCAAAGAACGCGUGCCAAAACGCGCCGGUAUCGAUGCGCGUUUGGAUAAAGAUGAACUGAUUUAACUUGAAACGCCGUCUUAUAAGGGUACUUUAAAUGUUUUUUUUUCGGGUGUAUGGUUUCAUAAAGAAUCUUUGACAUCCACAGAACCGUUUAGUUGUAAAAAGGUUCUUGUAGUGGAUAAAGGUUCUUAAUAAAAAGGUAAGAAGUGAUUUUUUCUAAGGGACCCCUUUAGCGUAUUUAUAAUCAAGUGCGCAUCUAAACGCAAGAAUGUGCCCACAUGCGUCAGCUUUCUUAUGGACUGCAAUGUUUUAGUUGAUCACUCAGAGAAAUUUUGCAGGAUACCUUUACACAUGGACAGAAAUGGUAGAGUUUUGCACAUUGCUAUUGUUUUCAUUCUUAAAGACCUGGACUGAAUGGGAAAGGAGUCGCUUCAAACUGUGGAGAAAUAACGGAUUGGGGGAAUGGAAACAGUCUUUAUUUUGUGCCAGAAAACAAUUAGCUAUUUAAGACGAGUUUGUCUUAUUGACACUUCAUUUUUUUACUAAAUGAAAGUGCGUAUUAUGGACUUAAGGGCAUGUUUGAUUAAACCAUCUGUACAGUAUUUAUUUGGAAAUGUUGAGGUGUGUUUAUAUGCUGUGUGUUGUUUCAAGUCAUUUUUAAGGGUUAUGAUAAUAAAAUCGAAAAUGAC
Molecule: messenger RNA, 2272 nt
Organism: Paramisgurnus dabryanus
Lineage: Eukaryota; Metazoa; Chordata; Actinopteri; Cypriniformes; Cobitidae
Gene: prr18
Product: proline rich 18
Source: RefSeq, a predicted model, not a curated record